Messenger RNA from Penicillium argentinense, 726 nucleotides. RefSeq lists its product as uncharacterized. The record is from RefSeq and is a predicted model, not a curated record. The transcript has a single exon. Lineage: Eukaryota; Fungi; Ascomycota; Eurotiomycetes; Eurotiales; Aspergillaceae. Bases 1 to 726 code for a protein of 241 amino acids.
AUGUUUCUCAUCUGGUGCAGCAUGUCGCACCUCCGUGCCGACAUCCAAGAACAAGCAAUAACAGACCCAAACAAGAUCCUAGCCAAAGCAUAUACUAUCGAACAAGACCUCAACACCUGGUUCGCCAACCUCCCACCCUCAUUCUCCUACACCACGCACAUCGUCCCACCAAACAGCUACACAAUCAAACAAAAAUGUCGCGGCAUAACCCCUUAUAACAACAAGUACCAUAUCUACAACGCCUUCUGGAUAAGCGAACUCUACAACCAAUACCGGUGCAUGCGCAUCCUCGUCAGCGAAAUCAUCUUCUCGCAUCUCCAAAAACUCCCCUCACCCACUGCGUCGUGCAGAGAACACGAACACCGGGCCCUAAUCUCGCAUUUCAGCGACGAGAUUUGCCACAGCAUCCCCUUCAGCCUUGGCGCCUGCAACUCAGAAACUCCACCGGAAGUGCGCGCAGUCCCACCGGAGAACUAUAUAGCGGGUCUCCUGCUGAUCUGGCCGUUGUAUUUGGCAGGGGCAGCCGAGCAGCUGAGUCAUCCGCGUCGACGGUGGGUGCUGCAUGCUGCGAGAGUUAUUGGGCAUUCGAUGGGGGUGGAGCUGGGGUUGAGGAUUAUGGAUAUUUUGAAUGUUGCGCCUUGUAUUCUUGAUGAGGAGGAGAUUUGGUCGGAUGAGAUUUCGGUUAAGUAUGUUAAAGAGGGGGAUGGGGUUGAUUGUGCAGGGUGA